Molecule: messenger RNA, 195 nt
Organism: Pyricularia pennisetigena
Lineage: Eukaryota; Fungi; Ascomycota; Sordariomycetes; Magnaporthales; Pyriculariaceae
Exons: 2
Coding region: 1-195 (64 amino acids)
Source: RefSeq, a predicted model, not a curated record
AUGGGUGCAGUAAUGUCAAGCAUCGGCAAUUGCCUCCGCGGCAUUGUCAACGCCAUCGGCUCCAUGAUCCAAGCCAUCAUCUCUGGCAUCGUCAGCAUCUUCAACGUCCUGAUUAACUGCAUUACAUGUGGAUACGCAAGGCGCAGCGGUGGCGGUCGUCACCGAACCAGAACCCAUAGGACGACUCGCGUAUAA